Molecule: messenger RNA, 5717 nt
Organism: Pocillopora verrucosa
Lineage: Eukaryota; Metazoa; Cnidaria; Anthozoa; Scleractinia; Pocilloporidae
Molecular function (GO): protein binding
Source: RefSeq, a predicted model, not a curated record
GAAGAGGUUCUUGAACAGCAGAUGACUCAAUUUAUCCCUUCAUUUAUAUUGAAGCACAACCAAUAGACAGUAAUUCUGAGCAACGUUAGUCGAGGAAAGUGCCCUGUUUUAAGAAAACUACUCAAAGGAAACACAUUCUUUGUAUUGACGUCAAGCAGAGAAUAACCGCUCGCAGUGACAAUACACAACUGCCCGUGCUCCUUAAAAGCAAGACAUCAAUGUUUCGACGUGCGUAGCCAUGGCGAGUCCUCCAACAUCACCCUUUGCCACUUCCAUAGAAAAGACCAAUGGUGUGAAGUUAUGGAAUCUUGUUACUGAUGGGGGAGCAGCAGCAUUAAGGAUCCUCCUGAAUAAAUCUCACUCCCCUCAACCAUUAGCUACUUGGCUCGGUCAACAUAAACAAACACUCUCAAGUCUCAAACAUAGGGUACUUAAAGAUGAUCAGUGGCGAAAGCUCUUUCCGUCUGAUGGAACGCAACCAGACUGUGAGUCAUUUGACAUAACACUGCUUGGGAUCCUUUUAAUCAACAUUUGUGGUUUGUCUCCUCCCAACACCGGAUGGAACGACAAGCCUCCUCGAAGCGACAGGUCAACAGAAGCAAAUAUUGCUCGCAUCAGGUAUUUUCGAAAUCUGCUCAGUCAUGCUCCGUCAACUGGAGUUACCACGCAAAACUUCAACUCCUACUGGGAGGAAAUUGCUGAUGCUUUGGUUGCUCUCGGACUAAAUCGGAAUGAAAUAGAUGCCUUAAAGAAAGAGAAAGAUUUAGAGAAACUGGCACGUUUUGACUUUACAGGAGACAUAAACCAUUACCUCACUAAAUUUCAAGGCGGAACGCGUGAGUGGAUCUUCAAUGAGGUCGAGAAUUGGUUGGAUGAUAGUAGCUCCUUGCACCGUGCAAUGCUGAUCACUGCAGCUGCCGGAAUGGGAAAGUCUGUCGCCAGUGCAGCCAUUUGCAAGAGAAUGCAAAAGGCAGACAGAGUAAUAGGGUAUCAUUUUUGUCAACACAGCUUCGACUUCUACCGUGAUCCGAAACGAAUGCUUCAAUCACUGGCCUACCAGUUAAGCUCGAAAUUGCCAGAAUACAAAGCAGCCCUCGUGGAGCGGCUCUCCAGUGAGCGCAGCAAAGAACUAGAACAUAUGAGAGUGUCAGAUCUCUUUGUGUGGCUCUUUGAACCCCUUUUCGCUGUGGCAGACCCUGGCAGAAACGUCCUUGUGAUAAUAGAUGGCCUGGACGAAAGUGAACUCGAUGAACGCAAUGAGUUACUAGAUGUCAUCGCCAAUCAGUUAUCCAAAUUGCCGCUUUGGAUAAGAUUUCUUAUUACCGCAAGACCAGAGAAAAACAUUUCAGACAAACUAAGAAAUCUAAAGAUUUUCAAGUUGCAACAAGAGGAUGAGCGGAAUCGUGAUGAUAUCAAAACUUUCUUUGAAAAGAAACUGAAUUCUGACGUAACAAACCCAGACAGCCACAGCGCAGUUGUACAAGAGUUAGUCCAUCUCUCAGAUGGCUCGAUGCUCUUCGCAUACUUUUUAAUUCAAAUGAUCCAAGACGGCACAUCACCAGUUAGUCCAGAGGAACUUCGUCGACAAUUCCCACAUGGCAUUUCCUCAGUCUACCGGUCCUAUUUUGAGCGAAUGGAGAAAAGACUGAAGGAAGAAUUGAAGGACAACUAUGGCAAUUUUUUGACUGAUUUUCUCAAUGCUUUGACUGUUUCUGAAGAACCUUUGCACAAGGAGUUCAUCAUGGACAUACUGCGGCAAAACGGUAUCACUUCAGAAAGUGAUUCCUUGAGCGAUCAGCGAAAACUUGAGGGUAUUAUUGGCUGUAUUUCUUCUCUUUUCAUUCUUCGAGAUGACCAUGUUCACAUGUUCCACAAAUCCAUCAAGGAUUGGUUGACAGACCCGUCCAAUGGAUUUUUCUUCGUAAAGGAGAAGAAAGGUCAUAAGAUUCUGUUUAAGUUGUGCGCUAAGGUACUUGAAAUUGAAAAGAGACGUCGUGAACACCAUGCAGAAUCGCCUACUCAAGCCAUGAAGAAAUACGCCUUACGACACGGUGUCAAGCAUAUGCUGGAAGCAUUAGAGACUGGAAGCGCUCAAAUGGAAGAAUUAGUUCAUGGGUACGUGACAGAUCUCGAACUCAUUUAUGCCAAACUAUGUACAGAGGACACGGAUGUGCUUAAGGAUCUUGUUCUUGUGCGAGAACAUCCGAAUUCAAGGGAAUUAAGCGACGAAAUCGACAAUACAAUUGAAAGCCUUUUAUUACAAUUCAAGAAAAACCCCAAGCUGCUUCGAGAUAAUCCUGGGGUGAUUUUCCAAAACUUACUCAAUGAAGGAGGAUCAACACUUUAUCAACAGGUGUAUGAUACUCUUUUGAGUUCCCAUCCAGAAAUACCAUAUAUGGAGCUGUUAGACAAAAAUGGUCAUCAAGGUCCUGUUGUGGGUCGAUUUUUCUGCUCUGACAAAGUGGUUUGCUUUGAUGUUUCCCCAGACGAAAAACUCUUGGUAAGCGAAUGUCGUGAUGGAACGACGUCGUUAUGGUCACUUGAGACUGGAAAGCGGCUAUGGGAAAAAGCUUUAUUAAAAUCGAUGAAGUCGUACAAUGAAGUUCCACUUGGAACUGCUUUUCGACAGAAGUACGAAGACAACGAGACUGGGAAAAAGACGCUGUCGUUUUACCGUUCCACUGUCUUCCAUCCAGACGGUUGUUCCAUUUUGCCAGGAAACUUGGCCAAAGUUUACAGCUUAGAUGGAAAAACGAAGUCACUCUUUUCAGGGAGCAAAUGUCAUUUCAAUGUUUGCUAUUUCUCAGGAAACAAAACGAGGAUGUUAACUGAUUGUCCAGAAAACGCCAAUCAAGUGGUCAUGUGGAGCACCGAGAAUGGUGAGGAGAUCAAACGCUUCGAGAGCGAAGAAACGAUAGCCUCUUUUGCUAUUUCUCAAGAUGGAAAUAGUGUUGCAAUCUGCCAUACAAGUGGCUCACUCUGGUUACAAGCUGUUGAAGAUCCCAGUUGGAAGAAAGCACCUCAGAACAUUUCUGGCGAGGGUAACCCUUGUGGACUGUUACGUUUUACAGAAGCAGGAGCUCUUGUCUGUGGCAAUAUCAAACAUGAGCUGUCUGAUCACCGAGACAAGUACAAACUUUCGGUGCCAGCGCUUCAGUCACAAUCAUCUUGUGUCUUUCUGUGGCCGUGGGAAUCGGUUGAUUCUAUUGAUAGAUUGAAAGUCGUUUGUAAGACAUCCCAUUUCGUUUCUGCAGACUUGCAAAUUGGAUUUUGCCUCUUGUUACUAAAAGAUUUGGCAGUGGUCGGGAGUCCAACGGUUAAUUACUUAACGAUGCUUGAUAUUACUCGUCCCCUAAAAGACGAAGAGAUGCCACGGACAGCACAAGCUGCGUUUUCUACUGUCAACGAUAGCACGCGCUUGUACACAACUAUCGCCAUUUGCAACCAAGGAAUGAAAACAGAUGAGUCACGCUCGGUGACAUUUACUAUGCGGGAUGCAAACAAUGCAAGGGAAGUGAAGCAGGAAAAGUCCUUCCAACACAGUUCACGUCGUGUCGAGAAUGGGAUAAUGACUGUAACUGUCACAUACAAUGGUGAGACAGGUGUUCUCUUGCAAACAGACAGCAAGACAUUGCAGGUAUGGAACGGUGACUUGUCUCAAGGUCUAAACUCUAUCACCAUGAUGGGCGAAAUCGAAAGACUAAUUCCUGUAUCGAAAGAUCUUGUUGGAUGCGUUUUAUGCACGCCUAAAUUUUCAUCCGAAGGACAACAGGAACUUAGAAUUGCCUUGUUUGAUAUCUCCGCGUGGAAAGUUGUAUUUGAAAGAAACUUGAGUGGUAAACCAGAACUAAAAUCGAUUGCGUGCAGUCUUCAAAGAGGUGUGGUGUUCUGUGCCGAAAACGACGCAAGAAAGCGCGAAAUGUUCUUUUACAGAGGUGAGGCAAAUGUUCCCAUCUGGAGAGAAGACGACAUUUACCAAGGCGGUUGCAACUGGAGACAUCCACACUGCGUAUUUUCUCCUCAGGGAGAUGUAGUUGUCACAUGGAAUACUCUGAAUGACGGCUAUGGAUUGCACACUCUCAGUGCGAAGACUGGAAUGAGGAAGCACGUCUUUCUGGAAAACUGUUACGACAUCGCCGACUGCAGGUUUCUCAACGAUGGCGAGACUAUGGUCUGCUACAGAUACGAGUCUCACGUACGACUUUUCAGUGUUACAUCCGGAGAAGUGCUAGCUGUCUUGGACAUAGGAGAGCGCCCGACCUGUAUAGGAUGUUCUCCCAGCGAGCCUCUUAUUGCUGUUGGACUACGUUUUGGAAAUGUAAUAGUGAUUCGAGCGCAUGUGCCAAAACUACGGAGAGCCAACCACAAACAGAGAAAGGCUUGAAUGACCUGUUGAGAGUCUAAUUAGCACAGAUUCGCAAGUCAAGAGGAGCGAGUGUCUGUAGGAAGCCACGGAAAGGUGCCCGCUCAUGAAUGAAAUAAUCAUUAUGAACACUAUUUUAAAACUUCAUUAAGUGACUGUUCAUGCGAACUGACUAAGUCAGAAUUGAUUGAUUAAAUCGUCGUUAGAAAGACCUCAUUAGGGAUCCUAGGGAGCCAUGACGGCAAAUCUGGGGAAAACGUCGAUCAAUAAAUGAUUUAAGCUUUUCGUUAGGACUUUUUCAUAAGAACGUUAAGAAGUUUAGAUUAAUUUCACAGCAUACAUACCAGGCGUUCAAGGUGAUCGGCAUAAAAACAAAUUAAAUUUUCUUUCAAACUACUGAAACGUUUCCAUAAUGACGAAGAUCGUAAACGCGUUUUUUACAAAGCACAUUUAGCUCCCAAAUCGACUUAGUUUUGAAAGACACAACUUACUCAGUUGCACAUAAACAAAACUAAAAAAUGGAAAUGGAAAUUAGAAAACCAGUGAUUAAAAAAAGAGGAAAAAACAAAAGAAGGAAAAAAACUAAGCUAGAAAAAGGGAACAAAAUAAAACAAACCUAGUUCACUGAAAGGCUAAAAAUAUAGGUAUUGGAAGGUGUACGCUCUCAACCGUUUGCAGCCUAACAUCAGUAUGCAUAUUCUCCAUACUGUUCUCUACACAUUUCUUAAGGUCCUGGUAAUGGACCGCACUUUCGAUAGGUUUACCGGCGUAAUAACCCACUUAGGAUGUUAGAACACGAGAAAAGUUGGUAAAUCAAGAGCCUAAAGCAAGUGAUUUACCGACUUUUCUUGUGUUCUCCCAACAUCCCAAUUGGGUUAUUACGCCGGUAAACCGAUAGAAAGGGCGGUCCAUUACUUUUAUAUAAUAUACUUCAAUUUUCUACGGUUUUAUCAGUGCAACAAACGAUAGGUUUUUGAACAACCAAGGCACUUGCAGUACAUAUGUCAGUUACUAUAUAAAGUUACGUAAAACAUACAAAUCAUUAGGAUAAUCAAUUGCUAGAGGCUUAUCCUUAACUUUGAUUGAACAUUGUAAUGUCACACUAUUGUGUAAGUUCAUAACUUCUGGAUAGUGUGAGUCCCACUCAUUUCUACAGACACGUUCAGAGAAAUACAGAGCACGAUGCCAGAAACAAUCCUGUGUCUUGAGUGCCCAGUGCACAACUUCUGUACCAUUAAAUAAUGAUAAUGGCACGUGCUGGCUCAUGAGGACAUCAUUUUGACAAACUCUGAAAGAGAAAUAAGUCAGCUUAGGCGAUGCGUUGGAAAUAGAGUCUAUACAAACUUUCUUUUAA